Molecule: messenger RNA, 6663 nt
Organism: Neopsephotus bourkii (Bourke's parrot)
Lineage: Eukaryota; Metazoa; Chordata; Aves; Psittaciformes; Psittacidae
Gene: ANKS1A
Product: ankyrin repeat and sterile alpha motif domain containing 1A
Exons: 27
Coding region: 34-3627 (1197 amino acids)
Cellular component (GO): cytosol
Molecular function (GO): protein binding
Source: RefSeq, a predicted model, not a curated record
GGCGGUGGCGGGCGGCGGCGGCCGGGCCGGGCCAUGGGGAAGGAGCAGGAGCUGCUGGAGGCCGCUCGUACCGGGAACCUGCCCGCCGUGGAGAAGCUGUUAUCGGGGAAGCGGCUCAGCUCCGGCUUCGGUGGCUCCGCGGGGGGAGGCGGAGGAGGAGGUGGAGGCGGCUCCGGGGGGGGAGGCGGCGGAGGAGGCAGCGGGAGCGGCGGUGUGGGGCACCCGCUGUCCAGUCUCCUCAGCAUCUGGAGAGGGCCAAAUGUGAACUGCGUUGACAGUACUGGAUACACUCCACUGCACCAUGCUGCUUUGAAUGGUCAUAAGGAUGUUGUGGAAGUUCUGCUGCGGAACGACGCACUAACCAACGUAGCGGACUGCAAAGGCUGUUACCCUCUUCACUUGGCUGCUUGGAAAGGAGAUGCAGACAUAGUGAAGCUCCUCAUCCACCAAGGACCUUCACAUACCAAAGUGAAUGAGCAGAAUGCUCUUGAGAUCAAAGAACUCAAAAAGUACGGCCCCUUUGACCCAUAUAUCAAUGCCAAGAACAACGACAAUGAGACGGCACUGCACUGUGCUGCACAGUAUGGCCACACAGAGGUGGUGAAGGUCCUUCUGGAGGAGCUGACUGACCCCACCAUGCGCAAUAACAAGUUUGAGACUCCUCUGGACCUGGCUGCACUCUACGGGAGGCUGGAAGUUGUGAAGAUGCUCUUGAACGCUCACCCCAAUCUCUUAAGCUGCAACACUAAGAAACACACUCCUCUGCACUUGGCAGCUAGGAAUGGUCACAAAACUGUAGUCCAUGUCCUCCUGGAUGCUGGCAUGGAUAGCAACUAUCAGACUGAAAAAGGCAGUGCUUUGCACGAAGCUGCUUUGUUUGGCAAGACAGAUGUGGUACAAAUAUUGCUGGCUGCAGGUAUUGAUGUGAACAUAAAGGAUAACAGAGGACUGACAGCUCUGGAUAUUGUGAGGGAGCUUCCCUCUCAGAAAAGCCAACACAUAGCAGCUCUUAUUGAAGAUUACUCCAUUGGGAAGAAAAGUGCCAAAGCUGCAGAGAAGACUGUUCAAGCACCACUUGUUCCCCCCACUGAUCCUGUGGGCCGGGUAUCUCAGGGUGACGUGGAGAAAGCAGUGACAGAGCUGAUCAUAGACUUUGAUGUGAACCCAGAGGAGGAAAGCCCAUAUGAAGCUUUGUACAAUGCAACGUCCUGCCACUCCCUGGACAGCCUUGCCAGUGGGAGAUCCUCAGAUCGAGAGUCUCUGAAUAAGGAACCUGAAUCAACUGGUCUCAAAGCAGCAGGAGUCAGGCCUAGAGAACGCCCACCGCCACCUGCCAAGCCACCACCUGAUGAAGAGGAGGAGCAGCAUGUGGAGAAGAUAGGCCAUGGUGCUUCCUGUGAGGCCUCCGGUGCACGAGGAAAGAGCAGGGGAAGUGGAGCUGAAGAAGAGGAGCACCCUUAUGAGCUGCUGCUUACAGCAGAAACUAAGAAGCCCGUUGCAGUGGAUAGGAAAACGAAAGACCACAGGAGGAGCAGUGGCAGCCGCAGCCAGGACUCUGCCGACGGCCAGGACAUCCAGGUUCCGGAGCAGUUUUCAGGGUUGCUUCACGGUUCUUCCCCAAUCUGUGAGAUAAGUGAGGACCCUUUCAGGCUCGUUUCCUCCGUGGAGAAAGGAGGCACGGAAGCUACAAGCCAGGCACGUGCUAUGCAGCUGGAGGAUGCUGCCUUACCUGCCUGUGGCUCGGUACGGACCAGCUCUCCAGACCAAACCCAGAACGUGGUCUACGCGACCGUGCAGCACACGCACGUCACCCGGGCGGAUCCUGGAGCUGUAGUCACGCCCCACGUGCCCCAGCACCCCGGCGGUGCUGAGGAAGAGGGGGACAGAGCUGUGGGCAGAGCCCACCCAGGCAGCAAACCCAAAGCUGAGCUCAAACUCAGCCGCAGCUUGUCGAAAUCAGACUCUGAUCUUCUGACCUGCUCUCCGACAGAGGACGAUGCCAUGGGGAGCCGGAGCGAAUCGCUCUCCAACUGCAGCACUGGGAAGAAGAGGCUGGAGAAGUCCCCGUCCUUUGCUUCCGAGUGGGAUGAGAUUGAGAAAAUCAUGAGUUCCAUCGGCGAAGGCAUUGACUUCUCGCAGGAGCAGCAGAGGAUCUCAGGUUCACGGAUGCUGGAGCAGAGUGUUGGGGAGUGGCUGGAGUCCAUUGGCCUGCAGCAGUAUGAGAGUAAGCUGCUUUUGAACGGCUUUGAUGAUGUCCGCUUCCUGGGCUGCAAUGUCAUGGAAGACCAGGACCUUCGGGACAUUGGGAUCAGUGACCCACAGCACCGGCGGAAACUGCUCCAGGCCGCUCGCUCCCUCCCGAAGUUGAAACCCCUGGGCUGUGAUGGGAACAGCCAGCCUUCAGUUCCUGCAUGGCUCGACUCCUUGGGGCUGCAGGAUUACAUCCAGUCCUUCCUCUCGAGUGGCUACAGCUCUAUUGACACUGUGAAAAACCUCUGGGAGCUUGAAAUAGUAAAUGUGCUGAAGGUGAACCUGCUGGGCCAUCGGAAGCGGAUCAUCGCCUCCCUGGCAGACAGACCAUACGAGGAGCCACCAGCAAAGCCACCGCGCUUCUCGCAGCUGAGAUGCCAGGACCUGAUGUCCCAGGCGUCGUCCCCCCUGAGCCAGAGCGACUCCUGCACGGGCAGAUCUGCUGAUCUGCUGCUGCCCUCCGGGGACACCGGCAAGAGGCAGCAGGACUGGGGCACCGAGGCUGCUCCCUACUCCAGAGCUGAGCGCUACAAAGCACAGGAGGACCGUCGGGAGUCAAAGCUGACCCUGCGCCCCCCCAGUCUGGCUGCCCCCUACGCCCCAGUCCAGAACUGGCAGCACCAGCCAGAGAAGCUCAUCUUCGAAUCCUGUGGGUAUGAGGCCAAUUACCUGGGCUCCAUGUUGAUCAAAGACCUCCGGGGGACAGAGUCUACGCAGGACGCCUGUGCCAAGAUGAGGAAAUCCACAGAGCAUAUGAAGAAGAUCCCGACCAUUAUACUGUCCAUCACGUACAAAGGGGUGAAAUUCAUCGAUGCCUCAAACAAGAAUGUCAUUGCUGAGCACGAGAUCCGGAACAUCUCCUGCGCUGCUCAGGACCCUGAGGAUCUCUGCACCUUCGCCUACAUCACCAAGGACCUGCAGACCAGCCACCACUACUGCCAUGUCUUCAGCACCGUGGACGUGAACCUGACCUACGAGAUCAUCCUCACGCUGGGGCAGGCGUUCGAGGUGGCCUAUCAGCUGGCCCUGCAAGCCCAGAGAGCAAAGCCCCUGGGUGCUGGGGCAGGAGAAGCCAUUGAAACAAAAUCUUCCAAACCGGUGCCUAAACCGCGAGCCGGCAUGAGGAAAUCUGCAGUGCCGCUCCCUCCCGACACCCGCUGUUGUUACUGUCACACGUGUACAACACACCGCCCCUCCUACCUGCCGCUGCAGUCUGUUAGUCCCGGAGCCAAGCUGGAGCCCCCUGAAGUGGACCAAGACUCCCAGUCUCAUGCCAGCGUCUCCUGGGUCGUGGACCCCAAACAGGACUCCAAGCGGACCCUCAGCACUAACCAAGCCAUCCAGCUGAAAUCCCAACAGAGGAAAUUGGGAUUUUGAGUCUCUCGGGGCGAGUAGAUAGCUCCACGGCUGGAGCAUCUUCUCCAGUGGAAUGGCCACGCUUCUGCAAACCCACCAGCAUGACCCCACCAGGCACAGUGAGGCAGCAGAGGGUGGGAAGGUUCCACUUGUUCAAACAAGCUGCAGCCCAUGGAAAGGGAAAUGGUUUAAAAGCUGCUGUUGAUUUUUCAAGCCUGACAAAUGUGAAAGUCUCCAUUUAGAGGAGUCAAACCAGCAGUGAAAUGGGUCCCUAUCUGCACAGCCACACACUGAUGGAGGCAGCUGAAAGCAAACUUCCUGCUGAGUCCUGGUCCAGAUCACCUACGAGCACAGUGCACCAAGCUGUGAGCAGCCGCCUGGCCAUGGAAGGUUCUCUGCAAACAUGCAAACCCUGUACCAGCAUGAGAGGUAAAGCCCAGUUGGUGUUACAGCCCCUCACUUCCAAGAAGUGGAGCUUGGAGCCUACAAGCUACAGCUUUGGCUCUGCUAUGAGGAAGGCAAUCAGGGGGAAGGGCAGAAAACAUUAUCAGGGAGGAUGUGGAGGGCAGAGCCAGGAGUUUCCCUCUGCCCCAUCAGCCAGGAAAGCUGAUCUUGCAGGAGCCCCUGGGAUUGGUUUUGUGCUGGAUGCUGGUGGAUCUGGGAGCAGACAGGUGGAUCCUGAGGAGCUCACAGCUUCUGAAGUGGUGUUGUCCACCUUGUCCAGGUGAGAAGGUGUUGUGGCAUUGGGUCUGCUGUAGCCUGAUUUUGGUUUGAACCCUUUGGAGAGGUAUCUGCUGCAGUGAUGGCUCUGGGGUGGGUGUGCAAGGUGUCUACGUGCUGUAACACACCGCAUGCUUCACCAAUGACUACAGCAUCUAUUUAUUCCCUUCUCCAAAGCUGGUGCGUGACCUUUUCCAUGAGACAUCCCAUACACAUGAGCUGGCAGUUGCCACCUCAGUCACGACACCCAUGUCCAAGCCGUGGGGACUGGCCACUGUGAGCAAACCAUCAGCCAUCCUGCCCAGCCUCUGCGGCCAGCUCCUGAUCUUGGGGCAUUUCACAGUGAUCUCAUCAUCCAUACACUUAGGGGAUGGGUUGGUGCUGGGUAAACUGAGGCUUGGGGAGGUUUGGCUUGUGGUCACAUAGGCAGUCUGACUGGAGCCCAGGUGUCGUGGUUGGGUGAUGGGCAUGGAUCCAAGGAGAUGCUCCUUGUUCUUUCACCCAUUUGGACAUCUCAGGACCCAGAAUCAGUUUUGGACCUCAUGUGCUGGCUCUCGGUACUCACAUUUGCUGACUUCACUUAAUUAUCGGAGCACUCAGUGCAGAGCUCAGCUCUGGUGACGCUGUGGUAUGGGGUGGCCCAAACCACACACAGUGCUCAGGGAGGGAUUUUGAUCCCUAAAAAAAUAACAAGUUCAAAGGUGGGUUUUGGCUUAAUGCGGUUUAUCUAAAUUGCUUGAUGUUUGCUAAUCUGGAUUAACACAAAUGCUCUUGGAAUGGCUGCUUGGGGAAGGGCUUGCUCUGCUGUUGGGAAGAGGACAGGCUUUUCUAGAAGUGAAAGCUUUGACCAGAAAAGGAAAUAAGAGCCAGGUCCUGGCUGGUGCUCAGUGUGUGUGAGCUCUGUGAACAGAGCAAGUCUGUUUCUAUCCCUGCUGGCCAAGGGGUCCCUCAGCACCUCCAUAAACUAAUGACUGAUCAGCUUCCCCUCUGCCAGCAGAGGAUUAAUCCCCUCUUCUCUCUGGGGUGAUGUGAACCCCUCUUUUGGCUGUUAUGCCAAAGUGGUUGGCACAAUUAGUGAAGGUGAAGGUAAACUGGAGGUCAAGCCCAGAUUUGAAGGUGGUGGUGGUUGGCGUGAGCGUGACCCAGAAGCCAUGUGAUGUGGGUGACGUCCUGGAGAAGCAGGUGAUCUCCCCGUCCUCCCCUUUCCAAAGGCUGGGAUUAGGAGAGAUUUUACAGCUCACUGCCCAGCCUCAUGUUAAGUUUAGGUUUGCAAUGGCUCAACCCCCCUGGCCCCUUGUCAGGAAGGACUUUUGGGUCUUUUGUGGCCAUUUUGCAUGUUAGCAGGGCAGCUCAUGCCUGCCGGGGACCUGACUAUGGGAGGGAUCACCCCUCUGCCAUCUGUAGGGACCUCUUCCCACCUUGAGAACAGGCAGAGAAACACCCAGUGUGGAAACUGGGACUCAUGGAAAGGGAUUUCAAAGCCCAGCACUCUGGAGAGGGUUGUCUCAUGCUUGUGCAUUCACUUGGGAUCUGGGUGCACUUUUGUGUCCCACAGAAUGCUUCUUGUGCAGCCUCAGGCUGGUCCUUGCACCUUGGAGCUUGGUUUUUCCCAUGCAGUGGGGAGAGCAACCUUUUCCAUCAGCUGCCUGUGAUCAAGGAUGCUCAGGUGCCAUAGGAGAGGGCAGACAUCCAUUGGGUCAGCUCCAUGAAGGAUCCAGCUCUCGGCAGCCACAAGCAGCAGCAGGAAAGCAAAGUGCUUCUGCUGAGCUGAAAUGGAAGUUGUAAGUGGGACCUGAUCGCUGCCCAAAAACCAAAGGACUCCCUCCUCCUCCUCCUCCCCUGCCCCAGUGCAAACAGCAGAUUAACAAUUUAUUUGACGUGUUGUGGCUGGUUGGUUUCUUCACCCACUCCCCUGAUCAGAGGGAAUAAGCGUCGCAGUGUGCAAGAAUGUUCAUUUCAGGUGAGGGUAAAUAUAGAAAGGAAAACCUGCUGAGAGCAAGCCAUUUAUUUCUGCGUUUGGAAGCCUCUGCUCAUAAACAGGCAGUCACAGCCAUUUGGAAAAUCCCAGCGUGGUUCCCUUGGCCAUCCCAGAAGAACAUUUACUUUCCUGGAGGUUAAGAAGUUCAUUUUAGAUUAAAAAAAAAUUAAUAAUAACAUAAUAAUGGCAUCUCCCAGCUGCCCUCGGGGGUUCAGGGCUUGUUGACACACUGAGGCUGCUGUGUCCUCACGUGGAACUGCUCCAAUGCAGGAUCACAGAGAUCCUGUAGGGCUUUCCCAGCUGGCAGUGCUAUGGGGGAACCUUGGUUUUGGGGUUCCCCUUGUUUCCCCAGCUUAUCA